AUGAUUACACCCAAUGACCGCGUUAACGAAAAUGAAGAGUACAAAAAAAUCUUUUACAUUGAAGGUGAAAGUUUAUAUUGUACUUUCUGUAAAUGUAUCAUAAAUUAUAAAAAUAAGUUUUUACUUGAUCAACAUCUAAAAACUGAUAAACAUAAAACCAACAAACAUAAAGCCAAAGGAAAUCCACAAGAAAUUAAUAAACCGGCUCCUAAUAUUAAUACUUGUCGAGAAGAACGUGAUGCAAUUAAUAUAGAUUUAAUUCACGCUUUAACUCGAUCUAAUAUUCUACUUGAGAAAGUUGAUAAGCUUAAACCAUUUUUCUUGAAGUACU
Racocetra persica is the source of this 331-nucleotide messenger RNA. The record is from the annotation of a GenBank genome assembly. NCBI's taxonomy places the organism in Eukaryota, Fungi, Glomeromycota, Glomeromycetes, Diversisporales, Gigasporaceae.